Molecule: messenger RNA, 1719 nt
Organism: Mycena indigotica
Lineage: Eukaryota; Fungi; Basidiomycota; Agaricomycetes; Agaricales; Mycenaceae
Exons: 3
Coding region: 1-1719 (572 amino acids)
Source: RefSeq, a predicted model, not a curated record
AUGGCUCUCACCCAGUCUGCUCGCCCAGCACCUGGUCCAUCCUGGGAUGAAGAAGUCGUACCAGCCCUGCGGAAAAGGCUACAAGGCGAGAGUCGGGUUUUGUCUAAGCGCAUAUCCGCCGCAGUUUCUAUCUCCUCCCUUGAAGACGUCGACCAGCCACCGAGACCUUCUUACACCCAGCGCACUUCAACUGAAACCGCAAAGAGUCAGGCCAGCGCGUCCUCCAAACGUGCCAGAACCUAUUCACAACCCAAAUUAUCCGACCUUCCCUCCAAAUCCAGGCCAACCCGUAUCCCGAAGGCCACAACACGCAAUGGCACGACCGGACUGCAGUCUCCCACCCCCGACUCCCCGAUGCUAAACGGUCGCUUACUCUCUCCGCCGACACUCACGAGGGAGCCUUCGCAAGAUACUAUUCACAUUCCCGCGAUACAGCGCCAGACUUCCGGACUACUUAAUGAACAACCACCCUUCAUGCCUGGACCCGGUUCUGCGAAUUCACACGACGAAGCUCCGCCUCGUCCGUCUAACGAAUCAGAAGAACGACCAUUUGAGCACUGGUAUCGAGGGGAAGUCUCUCGAAAUGGUGGCGUUGGCGAGCUCAAGAUGGGGAAGCGGCAAGAGAUGCUUGAAAUCGCCAACUAUGGUCAUACUCUGAAGCAGAAGCAAGCAUUAGCCGCUGCGACUGCCAACGACUCGUAUCCUCGAAGGCGGAAGAGGUCGGAGAGCGCGGCGGUAUUGGAUAAGCGGGAAAGCUUAUAUCUUGAUGAAGAGCAUGUCAACGGGGUUGGUCGGGUGCUUGACGAAGGGCCUCUAACUGAUGUAGAGAUGUCGGAUGGCGACGUGUAUGGUCAUGACCGUGAACGAAGCACGACGCCGACCCAACCUUCUAGGCAGGCGACAUCACCACCCCCUGCCCUAGUGCGCGGAGCGAGCGAGCCACCCACAUUUCCAAACUCUUCGCUCUCUCAAAGCUCGAGGCAACUUCAAAACCCCUCGAAACGUGCAGCUACUGCGUCUCCGUCAUCUGCUUCAAGCUCCAAGAAACCUCGUGGUGGGACGCCAAACUCAACACCAAGAACUAGUAAACCCAAAGCGACCAAACCUCAGCGCACGAAACCAGAUGAUAAUCGACGAAGCGUCGCUAAUUACCCUUCCCCUGGUGAUGGCGACGAAGAUAUGUCGAAUGCGAUUCCAACAUGGACACAACCUCUUGCCCCGUCAACUGGAAGAUGGGAUGACGUUGUCUUACCUGUGGUUGCGAGGAAGAAAGGGUUAGAUGGGUACUAUAGCGCGGAUGGAAGUCCAAAGCCAAGGCGAGAAGAACAACCCAUAGCGCCAGCUGCCGGCACGUUUGGUUGGGAUCACACCAAGUACAGGCCGCCACGUGAGGAUGGGGCGAUUGCGAUGGAUGAGUUUGGCCGACCGAUGCCAGUCGAGGCGAAGGACGAUGAAUCCCAAUCACCACAAGGUGCUUUCGGGAACCCGCUUUCGCCACUGUCAGAGCAUGAGAAGACGCCAGUUGGACCCCAGGCUCGGUUAAAGCCGCAUCUCGUCGACCCUCCUCGCACCGCCAGCCCCGCACCUUUCUCUGAUUACCGUGGCCCAUCGCAGAUCGAUCUUUCAGCAGAAGCGGCCAAACUGGAGCAGAACGGCGGUAGGCUUCCGCCACCAGAAGAAGACGAGGGAGCGGGGUGUUGCAAGUGUGUGGUGAUGUGA